Messenger RNA from Raphanus sativus (radish), 2627 nucleotides. RefSeq names its product probable receptor-like protein kinase At5g61350. NCBI's taxonomy places the organism in Eukaryota, Viridiplantae, Streptophyta, Magnoliopsida, Brassicales, Brassicaceae. Gene Ontology annotation, biological process: protein autophosphorylation. The record is from RefSeq and is a predicted model, not a curated record. Gene Ontology annotation, molecular function: ATP binding; transmembrane receptor protein tyrosine kinase activity. The transcript is spliced from 2 exons. Gene Ontology annotation, cellular component: plasma membrane; plasmodesma. The coding region runs from base 1 to 2511 and encodes 836 amino acids.
AUGAGGGAACAUUACCUUCAUCUCCUCCUCCUCCUCGUUGUUUCCCUCUUCGCCAUCAAAACCCAUUCCUCCUUUACACCUUCCGACAACUACCUCAUCAACUGCGGCUCCUCGUCCGAGACAAAACUCCCCGACGGUCGGACUUUCAAAUCCGACCAGCAGUCCGUCUCCUUCCUCCAAACCGAAGAAGACAUCAAAACCUCCGUCGACACCAUCCCCGUCUCCUCCGACACCCUCCCUUUAUACCUAACCGCCCGCAUCUUCCCCGGAAAAGCAACUUACUCCUUCUACAUCUCCCGCCCCGGCCGCCACUGGAUCCGCCUCCAUUUCUACCCUCUCCCUCACCCUCUCUACAACCUCACCGACUCCGUCUUCACCGUCACCACCGACACCACCGUUCUCUUGCACGACUUCUCCGCAUCAGACGCUUCCUCCGUCGUCUUCAAAGAGUAUCUCGUCUACGCAUCCGAGAAGCUCUCUCUUUAUUUCAAACCCCACAAAGGCUCCAUCGCUUUCGUCAACGCCGUGGAGAUCGUCUCCGUCCCCGACGAGCUCGUCCCCGACUCUGCUUCCUCUGUUCCGCAGGCUCCUGACUUCAAGGGCCUUGGAAGCUUCUCUCUCCAAGUCUCGCACCGGGUCAACAUCGGUGGAGACUUGGUCUCCUCAAAGAUCGAUCCUCUCUCUCGCACUUGGCUCUCUGACAAACUCUACAACUCUUUCCCCCAAGGCUCUAGUAACGUCACCGUCGAUCCCACCACGAUUACUUACCCUGAUGGCGGAGCCACGGUGCUGAUCGCUCCUAAUCCUGUCUACGCAUCGGCCGCUGAGAUGGCCGAUGCGCAGACCACCGAGCCUAACUUUAACCUGUCGUGGAGCGCGAGCGUUGACUCUGGUCAUGACUACUUCAUCAGGCUUCACUUUUGUGACAUUGUGAGCAAGUCUCUUAACGAACUUGUCUUUAACGUUUUCAUCAACGGGUUCAUUGCGAUCUCUGGACUCGAUCUUUCGGCCAAAACCAACGCUCUAGGGACAGCUUAUUACGCAGACUUCGUGCUCAACGCGUCCGCUAUCACCAACGGGACUGUCAUGGUUCAGGUCGGUCCGACACCUAACUUACAAUCAGGUAAACCGAAUGCGAUUCUCAACGGUUUAGAGAUCAUGAAGCUGAACAACGGAGCAGGGAGUUUAGACGGGCUUUUCGGAGUGGACGGGAAGUACAGAGGACCGCAUCUCGGGAUGUCGUCUAAGAAGCUAGCCAUUGCGGGUAUCGGGUUCGUGAUGGGUCUAACCGCGUUCUUCGGAGUUGUCGUGUUGCUUGUUAGAUGGCAGAGACGUCCUAAAGACUGGCAGAAGCAGAACAGUUUCUCCUCGUGGUUGCUUCCUUUGCACGCAGGACACUCGAGUUUCAUGUCGAGCAAGGGCGGGUCGACGACAUCGAGGAAGAUGAGCAUCUUCGGGUCGAAGAAAAGCAAAAGCAACGGCUUCUCUAGCUUCUUCUCAAACCAAGGGUUAGGUCGUUACUUCCCCUUCACGGAACUUCAGACCGCGACGCAGAACUUCGAUGAGAAGUCUGUCAUUGGUGUUGGAGGAUUCGGGAAAGUGUAUAUAGGAGAGAUCGACGGUGGGACGCAAGUCGCCAUCAAGAGAGGGAACCAGAGUUCGGAGCAAGGGAUCAACGAGUUUCAGACAGAGAUUCAGAUGCUGUCUAAACUCAGACACAGACAUUUGGUUUCACUUAUCGGGUUCUGUGAUGAAAACAAAGAGAUGAUUCUUGUCUACGAGUACAUGUCAAACGGUCCUCUACGUGACCAUUUAUACGGCUCUAAAGAAAACGACCCUAACCCUAUACCUACCUUGUCUUGGAAGCAACGCCUAGAGAUCUGCAUUGGCUCAGCGCGUGGACUCCACUAUCUCCACACGGGUGCAGCACAGGGGAUCAUUCACCGUGACGUCAAAACCACAAACAUCCUCUUGGACGAGAAUCUAGUCGCUAAAGUCUCAGAUUUUGGACUUUCCAAAGAUGCCCCUAUGGAACAAGGGCAUGUAAGUACAGCUGUGAAGGGUAGUUUCGGGUAUUUAGACCCCGAGUACUUCAGAAGACAGCAACUCACUGACAAGUCAGAUGUUUAUUCGUUUGGUGUGGUUUUAUUCGAGGUUUUAUGUGCUAGGCCGGUUAUAAACCCACAGUUACCUAGAGAGCAAGUUAACUUAGCAGAGUAUGCUAUGAACUUGCAUAGAAAAGGUAACUUGGAGAAGAUCAUUGACCCUAAAAUUGUGGGAACGAUUAGUAAAGGGUCGUUGAGGAAGUUUGUGGAGGCUGCAGAGAAGUGUUUGGCUGAGUAUGGUGUUGAUAGGCCUGGGAUGGGAGAUGUGUUGUGGAAUCUUGAGUAUGCUUUGCAGCUUCAAGAAGCUUCAGCUCAAGUUGAUUUGUCUGAAGAUAAGACUACAAUGAAUAUCCAGAUGGAGUUUUCCGGCGAGGAGAUGCAAUCUCCGCCGCAUCCUUUGCUGUGAGAUCGCCGGUUUUAAGUGUGAUUCUUUGUUUGUUUAGCUUGGCUUUCAUAAAGAUGUAGGAUUCAAGAAAGCCUUUGGUUUGUUUGUUUUUUUUUCAUUUUUAUCUUAUUUUCUUA